Ostrinia furnacalis (Asian corn borer) is the source of this 8505-nucleotide messenger RNA. RefSeq names its product mediator complex subunit kohtalo (gene kto). Bases 165 to 7469 code for a protein of 2434 amino acids. Gene Ontology annotation, molecular function: transcription coactivator activity; transcription factor binding. NCBI's taxonomy places the organism in Eukaryota, Metazoa, Arthropoda, Insecta, Lepidoptera, Crambidae. The record is from RefSeq and is a predicted model, not a curated record. The transcript has 50 exons. Gene Ontology annotation, cellular component: mediator complex. Gene Ontology annotation, biological process: positive regulation of transcription by RNA polymerase II.
CAUUUUGUAUUGUAUUUCUUUCAGUCAGCAUUCGUAAAUUAUUUUAUAAAUUUUCAGGAUUACACCAAGAUUUGAGAACAUUUUUGUAGUUUAAAAUCGUUAAAAUCAUGUAUGUUCUGGAUAAUCUUUAGUUAAAAGAUAGCAGAUAAUUUAAUCCCAGCAUAAUGGGGAUUAUGUACGAGAAGAGGCCUCUCAAGAGGUCGCGUCUAGGGCCCCCGGACGUGUACCCUCAGGAGCCUCAACAAAAGGAGGACGAACUCACGUCAACAAACGUGAAACAAGGUUUCUCAACCACACCUCUGUUACCUUCAAGCAAUGAUGAGUUUGGAACAGCAAGAAAUUUCAAUUAUUCAGCAGCCAAGAUUGGGCAGUUUUUUUCAUCAAUACUAUCAAAAAAAGAAGAAUUGAACACAUUACCUGAUUGUGGCCGCAAAAGACAACAGGUGAACCCUAAAGACAACUUCUGGCCUGCUACACUUCGCACUAAGCCACAAAUUGAAGCUUGGUUCAAGGACUUAGCAGGUAACAAACCACUAUCUCAGCUAGCAAAGAAGGCUCCAAAUUUCAACAAAAAGGAAGAGAUUUUCAUAACACUCACUGAGUUCCAAGUAUCUAUGCCACGGGCAGCAUGGUUCAUAAAGCUCAGUUCUGCUUACACAGUGGCUGUGUCCGAAGCAAAGAUCAAAAAGAGACAACUACCAGACCCAACAACAGAAUGGACAACCACUUUGAUAAAAUUUCUAAAGGACCAAAUACCAAAACUUACGGAAUACUACCAGAGUUCCAAUACAGGAAAUCUUUCAGACAAAACUCCUCCUUCACAGUCAGGACAAGGCACCCCAGGCCACAAUUCGUCUGGUAACCCCCCAGGGAGUUCCACUCCAAACUCGACAGUACCAAACUCAAUGCAUUCCCCAGGUAACUCUAAUGGUUUGGGUAUAGGGUCAUCUACGCCCGGUUCUGGCGAGGGCCCUGACUGGCGGCAAGCGCUCAAACUAUGGAACUACUGCUGCCGCCUCGCCAAAUACCUACUGGACGAAGGUCUCCUGGACCGACACGACUUCCUGACGUGGAUCAUUGAGUUACUGGACAAGAGAGCUCCGGAUGACGGCAUUUUAAGGUUAUUCCUGCCGCUAGCGCUUCAGCACAUGAGUGAGUUUGUGGGCUGCGAAGGCCUGUCGCGGCGGCUAGCGGCUACCUGCGCCAAGAAAGCGGCCGCCAUCUGCUCAGUUCUCUCUGAGAGCACUCUAAGAACUUUAAACCAGCCUGCACUGUUCACUAAGGCACCUGAAAGGACCAAUGAAAGUACAAUUCCUAUGUCACCAGCACCCGAGACUAAUGGCGAUGUCAAACCAAACAUAUCACAGAUCAAGCGAUCUGCCACCCCCGCCGACCAAAACCAGGGCACGCCUAAUCCAAACCACUCAAUGGGGACUCCUAACCCCAACCAUUCCUUGGGGACACCUAACCCUUUGGGGACUCCUAACCCAAUGGGUACCCCAAACCCUAGCCAGCCAAUGGACGUCCAAGUAAAAGAAGAACAAGAGUCUCCGCCAAGGGACCAGAAGACAACCUUAACGACAGUUAUAACGGCUUCUCUGAACCCUGUGCAAGUGGGUUUUGGGGAGAUACUGAACUGUUUGUACCACAGAGACGUCAUUAUACAACUGGGUACAAUCUUGCAGAUAAUCAGCAUAGAGUGUCCCACGGCGAUGGUAUGGUCUGGGUGCUGCUCCUCUUUACAAGGCUCGCCGCUGGAUCUACUGCCGCUGCCGCCUUCAGCGCUGCCGAUGCCACAGAUGGAUUCCAUUAUCACUGAGGAACACAGGCGAAUGGUAUACGAAGCUGAGCAAGAAAUUGCUGCUAGAAGUAAGAAAGCUGAAAGCAAAUGGUGUACAGAUAAAUGGCAGACGAGUUCACAAGCUCGAGUCCUGGCAGUGUUAGAAGCGCUCGACAGACACUGCUUCGACCGCGUGGACCCGAAUAAUAACUUGGACACCCUGUAUAAAGAAGUGUUCGCCAACUGCACGCCGCCUACCAAAGACUCCAACAUUGACACCAAAGAUCCAGAAUGGGCAUGCUCAUACGCAGUAGUAAAGGUCCUUUGCGAAUGGGCAGUCUGCGGCGCACGCUGGGGUGAGCACCGCGCGCAGGCCGCCGCCGCGCUGCUGGACAAGAGACAACACCAGCUGCUGCAGCAGCACGACCACCACGCCACUGGUUCCGACGAUAAAGAGUCCAUAAGCUCUGCCACGGCACUAUACAAUGGACCACCCAUCUUCCAAAACCUUCUGUUGCGAUUCCUCGACAACGAUGCACCAGUAUUAGAUGAGAGCCCUAACGCCCCUCCAGGCAAUAGACAACAGUUCGCCAAUCUAGUGCAUCUUUUUGGCGAACUAAUUCGGAGGGACGUGUUCUCGCAUGACGCCUACAUGUGCACGCUUAUUUCCAGAGGUGACCUCAUAUCGCCUACGGAACCAACUUCCACGGGCGUUUCCGGGAGCGGACACACAGUGGCUCCGCCCGCCAAUAGUACGGGCACCAAUCACAACAUGGACGACGAUAUAUUCGCGGGCAUCGACCUCAAACCGCCUAAAAUGGAGGAAAAUGUCCGCAUGGAUCUAGACGACUCCAAAAUAGACGAUGAUUUAGAUAAGCUUUUACAACAUAUCAAAGUGGACCAACAAAAUUCAAUGGACGCUCCAGACAGCCCUAAAGACCCUGGAGAGCCUUCACAUAGUGUUAACUCGCCAAUGAUGGGACCAAGCGGAAUGAGUAUACCCGGCAUGCAGUCCAUGGGAAUGGGACCAAUGUCUGUUCCAGGCAUGCGUACAACAAGCGCAGGUCCGUCUAGCGCAUGCGCAGCGCCUACCAGCGUGUCUCGGCACUACCACUACACGAUGCACUUCCCACUGCCGCCGGCUGAGCCCGACCAUACGCCUCAUGACGCGAAUCAGCGUCACAUAUUGUUAUAUGGAGUAGGUCGUCAGCGGGAUGACGCGAAACACGCUGUCAAGAAGAUGACCAAAGAAAUAUGCAAAUUAUUCUCCAAAAAGUUUUCAAUUGACGUCGCUGAAGGUGGCAAAAUCAAGAAACAUUCACGCAGUGAAUUCAACUUCGAAGCAGUGACGCAAAAGUUCCAGGCGAUGUCUAUGUACGAGCAAGGCGCGGUGUCGUGGGCGGUGGGCGGCGCGGUCAUCGAGGCUUUGGCGGCGUUCGCGGCCGGCGCCACCACCUACCUGCCGCAGGCCGAGCACGUGGCCUUCGCGCUCGACCUCAUGGAGAUCGCGCUCAACGUCCACGGGCUCAUAGAGACUUGUAUACAGAUACUAAAGGAGCUGUCUGAAGUGGAAGGCGCGCUUAGCACACGCGGUGGACCGCCGACAGGGCUGGCGGCGCCGCGCACUUAUACGUCGGCGCUCGCGCUCUAUACCGUCGGCGCUCUGAGGCGCUACCAUUCGUGCUUGCUGCUGUGCGUAGAACAAACUUCAGCAGUAUUCGAGCAGCUGUGUCGUCUAGUGAAGUGCGUGGUGAACCCAGGCGACUGCGGCUCAGCCGAGCGCUGUGUGCUCGCUCAGUUACACGACCUGUAUAAAGCGGCGCAGCAUCUAUGCCACGCGCCGCACGCGGAUACCUUUGCCAACGCCUACCCGAAGAUCAAACAAGCGCUAUAUUCACCUCUGCAGCCUACUCCGUCCAACUAUCCGUACAAUCCACAGUUUCUUAGUGAAUUUUUCACGAAUCCUCGUAAAGGUAAAAUUGAAAUAGCAUGGGCAAGACAAGUGGCGGAAUCACCAGCAAAUAGAUACAGCUUUGUGUGCUCUGCCAUGCUCGCUGUUUGUCGUGAAGUUGACAACGAUAGGGUGAACGAGCUCGGCGUACUCUGCGCGGAAAUGACCGCCUGGUGUAGUGGCCUAGCCGCCGAGUGGCUAGGUGCCUUAGUGGCUCUAUGUGGGGCGCAACACUAUCCCCAGUCGGCUCCUCAUGCGGCCCCGCCGCCGCUGUAUCCAGACCUGUUGCACCAUAGGGACUUGCAUGAUGCGGCGGCUCAUGAUGCCUUGGCCGUGUUUACGUGUAUAUUAGUGGCUCGCCACUGCUUCUCGCUGGAAGACUUCGUGCGGCACGCGGCGUUACCGUCUCUCGUGAAAGCGUGCGGGGGCGCCGGUGUUAGCGGCAACCCGGCCAACGCGCCCUCGCCCGAUACUGGCGCCAGGCUUACUUGCCACCUCUUGCUGAGGCUCUUCAAGACUGUCGACACUCCACAACCAGGUUUAUACUCCGUAUCGACGUCGCCGGGUCCGGGCGGCGCGGCCGCGGGCGUGCGAUUGUCCUGCGAUCGUCACUUGCUCGCCGCCGCGCACAAAAACAUUGGAGUUGGGCCAGUUUUAGCUACACUCAAAGCCAUACUCAUGGUUGGAGACUCAGCCCGUGAUGGCGGGAAACCUGGCGGGAAAAAAUCCUGCGAACUGUCCCAUAUAUUGGGGACAAGCGACACUGUCCCUACCGAUGCACAGCUCGAUCUCAUGUCGAUGGUAGAGUCAGAGAUAAGUGGGGGCCAUAGAACUCCUAGAGGCAGUGGUGGUGUCGGAUCGACGUUGUUAGAUUCUUCGCAGUCGCUGUCGUCACUAGCGCGACGCGUUCUAGCGGAGAUCUGUUCCGAGGAGUGGGUGCUUCAGAAGUGUCUGCAAAACCCCGAUGAACUGUACCAGCCUGACAUGCUUCUAGAUUCGAUGCUGACGCCACGGCAGGCGCAGAGGUUGCUACACAUGAUAUGCUAUCCAGAUUCAGCGAGUCAUACACAUCCAGAUUUGGACCAAAAGACGAUGAUAACUCGUUUGUUAGAGAACUUAGAGCAGUGGUCACUUCGUAUGUCGUGGCUGGAUCUGCAGCUGAUGUUCAAGCAGUUUCCGAAUGGGUCGUCCGAGCUGAGCGCGUGGCUCGAUACGGUCGCGCGAGCUGUCAUCAAUGUGUUCCAACAGCCGGCGCCGCCGCCGCCUGAUAAGGACAGGACCGGCACAGACCGCAGCGUGGUCAGUACCAGCAAGUGGUCGGAGUCGGUGUGGCUUGUAGCACCGCUGGUGGCCAAACUGCCACCCGCUGUGCAAGGCCGCGUGCUGAAACAAGCUGGCCAGAUAUUGGAAAGUGGAUGGGGUGCCGGCUGUAGCGGUAACUGCUCUAGUGGAAGUGGGAGCAGCGGUGGUUCUCACCGCGACUGCAAGAGCCAUCAAAGUCCGAGCUACAAAGGGUCGUCGAGCGGCGGCGGCGGCGGCAAACGCGGCGUGGGCGGCGGCGCCUGCGCAACUGCCUGCGGCUGCGGCGGCGGCGGGCAAGUGCGCCUGGCCAACGAGCCGCUGCUGUCGCUCGUACUGACUUGUUUACGUCACCAGGAUGACCAAAAGCAAGAGAGUCUACUGAGUUCCAUCCACGCGCAGCUACAACACUACCUGACGCACGCGCGCGACCACGAGCGCUCGGCGUGCAGCGACACGUGGCAGGACGAGGCCGCGCCCGAGGCGCUUCAGCUGCGCUUCUCGCUGGCGGGCGGCAUGUUCGACACCAUCCGCAGGUCCUACCAGCUGAUCUCCGACUGGGCAGUGUUGCUGACGCAGCUAGUGGCGCACCAAGUGGUCGACGCGUACAACAAUAGCAACCUGUUCACGACAUUGAUCGACAUGCUCGCCACGCUCAUCCAUUCGACGCUCGCGGACGGAGGUGACGACAACAAUAGGAAGCACUACCAGAAUCUGAUGAAGAAGCUGAAGAAGGAGUUGGGAGACCGCCACGGGCCGUCCGUGCAGGCUGUCAGGCAGUUAUUACCGCUGUCGAAGAACACCAUUAUAGAGGUCAUCGCCUGCGAGCCACUGGGAUGUCUCGUCGACCAAAAAGGGAACAAGAUUACUGGUUUUGACAGCGACAAGAAACAGGGUCUUCGGCUGACGGACAAGCAACGGGUGUCGUCGUGGGAGCUGAUGGAAGGUGGCAGGAACCCCGCCCCCCUGUCGUGGGCGUGGUUCGCCGCCACCAAGAUCGAGAGGAAACCGCUCACUUACGAAAAUGCCCAUAGGUUAUUGAAAUAUCACACGCACAGCCUGGUGAAGCCUCUAAGUUAUUAUCUGGAACCACUGCCACUGCCGCCAGAAGACCUCGAAACGAAUGACAGCAAGCAAGUAAGCGACAAUGGAAGCCUAGACUCAAGUCCUACUGGAUCUGGGAAGGGAAGGUCACGAUCAGCACCUUGCAAGAAGAUCAAGAAGCAAAAGGUCACAACACCGACCAACGGCAGCAGCGGGCCGGGCAGCAACGGCAGCGCCAACGGCAUGGCGGCGGCGCCGGCGCAGCAGCCGCAGUUCAUGCAGCAGCAGCAGCAGUGGUUCCCGCCGCCCGGACAGAACUACUACAACCCGCCGGCUGGCGUGAGUCCCCGCGGAGUGGCUCCGCCGUCCAACACGCAGUCCAAGCAGGCGCUCAGCAAUAUGCUGCGCCAGCGGUUACCCUUCAACCAGAUGUCGCAGAUGCAGGUAAAUCAAGGGACCGGGUAUCCAGGAGCCCCCCCUCAUGCAAGAGCGCCUUUCCCGCGCCAGGGCAUGAGGCAGAUGCAGCCCAACCAAAUGGGGCAGAUGCAACCGACUCAAAUGAAUCCUAUGGGAGGAAUGAGCCAAAUGGGACCAAUGGGCCAAAUGGGUGGAGUACAAAUGCCGGGGCAAAUGGGAGCCGGACAGAUGGGUGCGGGACAAAUGGGGGCAGGCCAGAUGGGCGCGGGGCAAAUGAACCAGGGCCAGAUGGGAGGCAUGGGUGGACAGAUGUUCGGAGGACAGUAUGGUGGGAUGCAGCAAGGAUACGGAGGCUAUGGGCAGCAGAUGAUGCAAGGAGGGCAGCAACAGAUGAUGAAUCAGGGAAUGGGUCAGGGCGUAAACCAGAUGGGUCAACAAGUAAAUCCUAUGGGCCAACAAGUCAACACAAUAGGUCAAAAUGUAGGCCAGAUGAGUCAAGGCGUGGGCCAGUCGGGGCAAAUGCCUCAGGGCAUGGGACAAAUGGCCCAAGGAAUGGGGCAGAUGGGUCAACCCAUGGGCCAGAUGGGGCAAAUGGCCCAAAGCGGAGCCAUGGGUGGCAUGAACAACCAAGGUGGCAAUAUGGGCCCACAAGGGGGUAACGCGAUGGGCGGAUUCCCUGGACAACAAUCAUUCCAACAGAAUAUGAUGGGAGGUCGGGCAAGCCAAGAGGCAUACCUUGCUCAACAGAGGCAAAAUGCUCGUCCACAAUAUAUGCAGGCGCCAAACGUAACUAUGGGUGGAAUGGGCGGUCCCGCGCCGCCGUAUCCACGCACCAUGCAGCCGCAGCAAAGCGCUCAGUACCAGCAGCAGAUGACUCAGCAGCGCAUGCGACAGCAGAUGCUGGCUAUGCAGCAGCAGCAACAGCAGGGCCCGCUAGUUCAGCAUCUACAGCGACAGCCUUACCAGCCACCGUACUAAUAAAUUGACUACACUCGCGAGCAAAAGUAUAUCGCCCUGUUUGUUAAGAACGACCGUAAGAACUAAAUGACUAAUAGAAGAUAAAUAAAAAUGGUACCAUUUUAAAGGUAAUAUUAUAUACUUUAAUUUGAUACCAUAGAUACAUUCAUAGGCAUUCAGUUCUUACGAUGAAAAUUUCAAAACACAAGAGGGUGAUUCCAUACUUUUGCUCGUAAGUAUAGAAUCAACCCUGACGCUUCUAUGUGGAUGUGAUGGAGAAUCAUAGCCACGCAGCAGCGGCAAAGCUAGUAGAUUCUGUUUACUUGCAGCGUUAACUCUCCAGCCGUCCCAAUAAACUGUCAUAUCAACUGAAAAUUCUCGCUUAUUCAAAGCAACUACGUUAUGGAUUGUAAGCGUUACAAAAACUAUGGUAUUGGUAGAAAAGUAGAAUUUCCUAUAUUCAUAAUUUGUCAGAAAUAUAAAUUAUGUUCUGUGGUACAUGUAAAGGCCCAUUAGAUUAGAUGCACCGAACUCAUUCCAAGUAAGUUUCGCGCGUCUCGAGAAUUUUGAAAUGGUACUGCCGCUCUUGCAGUCGACAAUUCAUAUAAAGAAAUAGUUUUAUACGCAAGUGCCUCCGCAUGCUUUGAUGGUUUCCCCAAACCAAAUAUCCAAGAGAAUAUUUUAUCUAUAAAAAAAAAUUCUAGCUAAGCUAUCGUAUGAGGCGUCUUUAUAAACUGACUGACAGAUCACUACCGGUGGUGUCUUUGUAAAAUUAAGAUCUAUGCCUAUACCACUGUAAGGCCUUCAGUAUAUAGUAAUAAGAAUAAUUUAAUAAUUAUUUUGAAUUAAAUGUAAAUUAUAUCGAAUAUUAUAAUUAGGUACAAUUUAUAUGCAUAGUAGGAUUAAGAAUUAAUCUGUAUCUUUAGAGUUUAAGUGAGACAACAUUAUCACCGGCUCCUGAGGUCGGCGACAAUAAUUAGCAGCUUGAAUGAUGAACCAAUCACAGCAAUGAACAAUGCUGAUAACUUUUGUCAGAGCUCAGAAACUGGCGAUCUGU